AUGGAAUCCCCCAACGGCCCCGACAACCCUGAAUCCUAUCAAAUCGCCUGGAUUACCGCUCUUCCCAUCGAGCGGGCCGCUGCAGAAGGGAUGCUCGAUGAAGAGUAUGUAGUCCCAACCGGCUUUACUAGGAACCAGGCCGACGCGAACGUUUAUACGUGGGGUCGUGUGGGAGAGCACAACAUUGUCAUUGCCUCUCUAGCUCCUGGUGUUUACGGAACGACCUCGGCUGCGACCACGGCUUCGAGCCUGCUCGCCUCUUUGCCGUCCAUUCGUGUUGGCCUUAUGGUCGGCAUAGGCGGCGGCAUCGCCCGACCGGACGAGGACCACGACAUCCGGAUGGGUGACGUUGUCGUGAGCCAGCCCAGUGGGAUCACGGGCGGCGUCUGCCAAUACGACUUGAUUAAGGCAAAUCCUGGCGACAAACGUGACCGCAAAGGUUUCCUCGGACGGCCUCCGAUGGUCCUCCUCAAUGCGCUUGGCGGAAUUCAAGCCUACCACGAGCGAAAAAACUCCAAGGUUCCCUCAUUCCUUCAAGAAAUGCUGGAGAAAAACCCGAAGAUGGGCAAGAGAUCCAAGAAAAGUCCUGGCUAUAUUCACCAAGGCUUCGAUAACGACCGCCUGUUCAAAUCCCAAUACGAUCACAUCCCCGGCCCGAACUGUCGGAGCUGUGAUAUUGCUAAUGAGGUUCAACGGGACACUCGCGACACUACCGACCCCGAAAUCCACUAUGGGACCAUUGCAUCUGGAAACACACUCGUCAAAGAUGCUGCUACUCGCGAUCGGAUUGUUGCUGAUAUCGGCGAGAAUUGCAUUUGCUUUGAGAUGGAAGCAGCAGGUCUGAUGAACCACUUUCCUUGUCUUGUGAUCCGAGGGAUCUGUGACUACGCCGAUUCUCAUAAGAACGAUCGAUGGCAACGCUACGCCUCGGCGACCGCUGCUGCGUACACAAAAGAGCUUCUGGCAUACGUGCCAGCCGCGGACGUUCAAGAGACUAAGAGGGCACUAGAAAUACUUCAGUCAGUUCAACAACAGAUCGAUCACGUGCAGCAGACGACAAUUGUGACGAAAGCGGCAACUGAUUUCAUCAUAUCUGAUCUUCGUGUUGAUAAAAUCAGGCGCUGGCUUUCUCCCCCGGAUCCGUCUACAAAUGCCAACCACGCAAGGACGCUCCGUUAUGAGGGGACAGGUGCGUGGCUCCUGGAAAACCCUGUCUUGAAGUCGUGGCUCUUAGAGUCGCGUCGACAAAUAUGGCUAUACGGGCUUGCAGGAUGUGGAAAGACCGUCCUUAGUACGACUGUGCUUGACUAUCUCACGGGAGGAAACGACGGUCUUAUCCUCAACUUCUUCUUUGACUUUAGCGACACCACAAAGCAGACAUGGGAUGGCAUGCUGCGGUCGCUUGCUUUUCAACUUUACCAAUACGGCGUCGGCUCUGCUAUUCAUCUUGAUACUCUGUUUCAAGCACACCAGAAUGGCAGCUGCCAGCCUGCGACAAAGCCGCUCUCGGACAUUGUUUUCAGAAUGCUCGUAGCCCAGAGAAAGGUCUCCAUAGUUCUGGACGCAUUGGAUGAAUCAACAACAAGGUAUGAUGUACUUACGUGGAUCAAGGACGUGAUCUCUAAGCCAGAAUUGGUCCAUAUCAAGCUACUUUAUACAAGUCGACCUGAGUCCGAGUUUCAGCGCUAUAUUCCUGCUUUAAUAGGAGAGGAAAGCUGCCUACCACUUGAGACGCAAUCUGUCAACUCCGAUAUCCGAUCGUGGGUAACAGCACAGCUUUCUCAGCGGCGAGAGUUUACAGAGAAGCCCUUAUCCCAGAAUAUUCUCGAGGAUAUCCGUAGGAAGGUUGGCGACCGGGCCAACGGGAUGUUUAGGUGGGCGUUCUGUCAAUUGGAUAGCCUGGCUCGAUGUCGUCACGAGGCAGCUAUGGAGAAAGCUCUCGUAUCCUUGCCGCUGGAUCUAAAUGAGACAUACCGGCGCAUGAUUAAAAAAAUACCGACGGAGCUGGAAAAUGACGCGAUCCGCCUCCUGCAAUUCCUAGUGCACUCUAAGCGACCUCUUCAGCUGGCGGAGGCUAAAGAGGUAAUAGCCACACAGAUCGAAAAUGACUCACAAAGAUUUGACAUCAAGCGUCGACUCUUUUGCGAUAUUGAUAUUUUGGAUUACUGUCCCGGUUUAGUGACGGUCGUUCACGCUACCGUUAAAGAAUUGCACCUUUCCCAUUUUUCCGUCAAAGAGUACCUUCUAGAAGAGAAGGAAUUCAAGAUGACAACAGCCAGUGCUUCCAUUACGAGCACAUGCUUGACUUAUCUUACGGAUAUCACAGGUAGCCACGCAGAAAUCCAGCGCGAUUUUCCGAUGGCAAGGUGUGCCGCAAGUCUUUUGGCAGGCCAUGCUUCGUUGGCUCAGGGUUCAAAAGGUAUAGCUCGAUUGACUGUCAGGUUCCUUAGAGAGGAAGCGACCUUCCAACGAUGGACUCGGUUGUUCCUGGCUAAUGAUCCGUGGAUCCAAGAGCCCAGUCCCCCGAAAGGUUCUAAGCUCUACUAUGCUUGUUUAAUUGGCGUCCUAGCGCCGGCACGAGAUCUAAUCAGUGGAAGAUCGGAUGUCAACGCGCAGGGUGGCACAUACGGCAACGCUCUGCAAGCCGCCUCCUUCAACGGCCAUCAAGAGAUUGUCAAACUUCUCUUAAACAACGGAGCAGAUGCCAACAAGCAGGGUGGCGAAUACGGCAACGCUCUGCAAGCCGCUUCUUUCAACGGCCAUCAAGAGAUUGUCAAAAUCCUCUUAGACAACGGAGCAGAUGUUAAUGCGCAGGGUGGCGUAUACGGCAAUGCUCUGCAAGCCGCAUCUCUAAACGGCCAUCAAGAGAUUGUCAAAAUCCUCUUAGACAGCGAAGCAGAUGCUAACGCGCAAAGUGGCGAGUAUCGCAAUGCUCUUCAGGUAGCCUCCUUAAAUGGCCAUCAUGAGAUUAUCAAACUUCUCUUAGACAACGGAGCAGACGCCAAUGCGCAGGGUGGCGUAUACGGCAAUGCUCUGCAAGCCGCAUCUCUAAACGGCCAUCAAGAGAUUGUCAAAGUUCUCUUAGACAACGGGGCAGAUGCCAACGCGCAGGGUGGCGUAUAUAAUAACGCUCUUAAAGCCGCUUCUUUUAGCGGUCAUCAAGAAAUUGUUAAACUUCUCUUGGACAAAGAAGCAGAUAUCAACAAGCUAAAUAACGAGUAUGGCAACGCUCUGCAAGCCGCUUCUUUCAACGGCCAUCAAGAGAUUGUCAAACUUCUCUUAAACAACGGAGCAGAUGCCAACAAGCAGGGUGGCGAAUACGGCAACGCUCUGCAAGCCGCUUCUUUCAACGGCCAUCAAGAGAUUGUCAAAAUCCUCUUAGACAACGGAGCAGAUGUUAAUGCGCAGGGUGGCGUAUACGGCAAUGCUCUGCAAGCCGCAUCUCUAAACGGCCAUCAAGAGAUUGUCAAAAUCCUCUUAGACAGCGAAGCAGAUGCUAACGCGCAAAGUGGCGAGUAUCGCAAUGCUCUUCAGGUAGCCUCCUUAAAUGGCCAUCAUGAGAUUAUCAAACUUCUCUUAGACAACGGGGCAGAUGCCAACGCGCAGGGUGGCGUAUAUAAUAACGCUCUUAAAGCCGCUUCUUUUAGCGGUCAUCAAGAAAUUGUUAAACUUCUCUUGGACAAAGAAGCAGAUAUCAACAAGCUAAAUAACGAGUAUGGCAACGCUCUGCAAGCCGCUUCUUUCAACGGUCAUCAAGAGAUUGUCAAACUUCUCCUAGACAACGGAGCAGAUACCAACGAGCAGGGUGGCGAAUACGGCAAUGCUCUCCAAGGCGCCGCGCUUAGCGGCCACCGACAGAUUAUCCGACUUCUCUUAGACAACGGAGCAGAUGCCAACGCGCAGGGUGGCGCAUACGGCAACGCUCUGCAGGCCGCAUCUCUAAACGGCCAUCAAGAGAUUUUCAAACUUCUCUUACACAACGGAGCAGAUAUUAACGAGCAGGGUGGCGAAUACGGCAACGCUCUGCAAGCCGCUUCUUUCAACGGCCAUCAAGAGAUUGUCAAACUUCUCUUAAACAACGGAGCAGAUGCCAACAAGCAGGGUGGCGAAUACGGCAACGCUUUGCAAGCCGCAUCUCUAAACGGCCACCGAGAGACUGUCAAACUUCUUUUAGACAACGGAGCAGACGCCAACGCGCAGGGUGGCGAAUACGGCAACGCUCUUUACGCCGCCUCCUUCAACGGCCAUCAAGAGAUUGUCAAACUUCUCUUAAACAACGGAGCAGAUGCCAACAAGCAGGGUGGCAGAUACGGCAACGCUCUGCAAGCCGCAUCUUUAAACGGCCACCGACAGAUUGUCAGACUUCUCUUAGAUAACGGGGCGGAUCUGAGAACCCAGGGCGGCCCUUUGAACAGCGCUGUUCAAGCUGCCUUUUUUAACAACCAUCAAGAUAUUGUGAAAAUGUUCAAAAGGUGGGCGCAAUUACACUGUCCUUAA
This is a messenger RNA of Penicillium brevicompactum, 4497 nucleotides long. Its product is annotated as NACHT nucleoside triphosphatase. Gene Ontology annotation, molecular function: protein binding; catalytic activity. Gene Ontology annotation, biological process: nucleoside metabolic process. NCBI's taxonomy places the organism in Eukaryota, Fungi, Ascomycota, Eurotiomycetes, Eurotiales, Aspergillaceae. The record is from RefSeq and is a predicted model, not a curated record. Bases 1 to 4497 code for a protein of 1498 amino acids. The transcript is spliced from 3 exons.